AUGGCCAUUGCCUUUGAUGGUCGCAACAAGGAGCUGAGAGAGCUUAGGCCCGAGGAGAUUGGCGGUAAGACAGACAAAUACUCGUGGGACCAGACAAAUUGGGAGAUCCGGUGUCAAGUGCCUGUAGAUCCGGAAACAACGAAGCAUGAUAUUCGCUGCCAGAUAGGGCGCAAACACCUAUUGCUUUCCGUCUUUGAUGAGGAUAUCUUGAACGGCUCUCUUUUUGACAGCGUUGACUCCGAGGAGUCUUCUUGGACUUUGGAAAGAUGUAAUGACAAGUUCCCACCCAAGUUGGAGAUUCACAUUUCUCUCAAGAAGGAGCUUGAAUCACAGGGGCGCCAUCAUUGGAGUUGCAUAGUGAAGGGAGAGCAGAAGAUUGAUGUGGACUGGCUGGGCCCACCAAUCAAGGUUGUGCACCCCGGAGAUCUAGAGACCUUGCGUCGCAUUGGCGAAACCAGUGAAGACCCGGCCUUGCCCUUCUGCAACAUGCGUGAGAAUCAGAAAAAGUCGGCCUUGCAUGGGGCGACUGAUGAAGCUGCAGCCUUCAAUGCGAAACAUUCGACGGCCUCGACGACAUGGGAACUCUAG
Durusdinium trenchii is the source of this 588-nucleotide messenger RNA. Lineage: Eukaryota; Dinophyceae; Suessiales; Symbiodiniaceae. The record is from the annotation of a GenBank genome assembly.